AUAGCGGCAGAAGGCAGAACAAGAAGAUUAGUUUUGGUCUAUCCAUUGAGCCUUGAGAGAGGAAAAGCCAUGACAGCCCGUACCAGUACUAGUACUCGCGGCACUACCACUGUGGUGAUCUUGGACACAAUCUUGUUCCUCCUCUUGCUAUUCAUUGAACCUUCUGGGGCGUUUCUUCUUCCAUCUAAUCACAACCUCAUCAGAGCUCCCAAUAAAUUACAAGUCAUGUCGUCGUACAUGGAAACCAUGCAAGAGGCCGCGACAAAGUCAUUGGGACGUCCCGUUCAGUUGGAACCUGCCAGUGGGGGUGGAAUGUCCGGUGGCGGUGGCGCCAGUACGUCGGCUGUAAUCGACAAGGAAACCGGUGACAAAUACUUUGUCAAGUCGGCCACCAACAAGGGCAACAUGCUGCGAGCCGAGUAUCUCGGUGUCAAGGCCAUGGCCGACACGCACACCAUUCAGACUCCCACUCCCAUUGCAUUUGGCCAAUACGACAAUAAAGCCUUUGUCUUGUUUGAAUAUCUCGACUUUUGUGGCGGCGGCUCGCAGUUUGAGUUGGGCGUCCAAUUGGCCAAAAUGCAUCGAUCGCUGUCGCCUCAUAAUAACAAUGGACAGUUUGGAUUUGACGUUGACAAUACCAUUGGAGCCACACCGCAGCCCAAUUUACCAUGGAUGACAGAUUGGGCCGACUUUUGGGAUACCCAUCGAUUGGGACACAUGUUGAAAUUGACCGGAAAUUGUGGUCUCUCCAAACCGCAAGUCGAAGAAUUACGGACCAAAACACGACAACUCUUGUCGCACCAACCGGCACCCAGCCUUCUUCAUGGAGACUUGUGGGGUGGAAACAAGGGAUUUUGCAAAAAGGAUGGUAACGUGGUACCCGUCAUUUUUGAUCCAGCCACGUAUUAUGGAGAUCGAGAAGCCGAUGUAGCCAUGACUUAUCUUUUUGGAGGCUUUAGCGGAGACUUUUACCAAGGAUAUGAAUCCGAGUGGCCACUGCCGGAGGGCCAUGAGAAACGAAAGGUCGUCUACAACUUGUAUCACAUCAUGAAUCAUUACGUCUUGUUUGGUGGAGGAUACCUUAGUCAGGCCAAAGGCAUGAUACAACAAAUUUUGAGAAUGUAAAACUGCAAAGGUUGAAUUUUAUGGAGACCAGUCUUUCUUUCGGCUUGCUUACUCCUUCGCCGCGCUUGUUGUUCGAGCCCCAUUUUAUAGCACUAUCUAGGGUCGUAGAUGGACGACACCAUGAGGUUGUUCUGAAGCUUUUCUAUUUCAGGGGUUGACGACCUUGGGAUGCUGACUACCUUGCUAGAUUUGCGUGUCUUCAUGAAAAUUGAGCCUGCCGCCUGUGAGGUGUUCUCUUUGCACAAAGUUGUGCCAAUCCCUACCUUGUCAAGGAUUCGGCAAGGAGCCAGACUGGCUACUACAGUACCUACCCAUCUGUCACAGACGCAGAAGGCUCACGGAGAAGGGUACCUACCACGUAUGGUUCAGGCAUUGGUGGCUGGAAUCGAAUCAUGGCCACUGCCUACGACUACUGCCGUCGAUCAGCAUUGCCUCACCUUCUCCUUCUGAAUCAAGACUUCUACGCCGAUCCUUGCUUUGAAACGACUGUUGGGUCAACCAUUGACUUUGAGCCAGCCACCCAGUGAGAAAGAUUGCUAUCUCAACGUUCUCCAGGCUGGUGUAUGGUGCCCCAAGCCUUCCUCCGUCAUGUCUUCACAGUAAGGAAGCCUGACGAAGCUGUGAAUUGGCUCUGUGCUGUCAUCCACGACGACUUCAGCAAGACCUGGAAACUCAACAACUUUCACAACAAAAAUGUCACUGUCACGAUGUGUAUCUGCGCUUGCCCGUGGCGGAGGGACGUCUUGUUGCCUUUGGUGGCAAAUCAAUGGGUUGUUGGACGGUCCUGCAUGCCACAUGCCACAUUUGUACAAUCCCUUCCUUGAACCAGAAUCAUUGUGCCCACACAUCCAUUGUGCACUUUUCAGGAGACCCCAAGGGUAACAUCAAGUGCCAGAAAAGUAGCACGGCCUCUUCACGUCUCAGAUGAUUGCGUCCCAAAAAUCUGCGAUGGAAUCCGUGUUUGGCUACCGUACGAUGGCCUCCUCUAUGAUGCCACUCCUGCCAGUCCAUCCAGUUGCUUCUGCGGAAUCUUUCGUAAACGCAACAGCUAUUCAUGCAUUCAUAUUACUUCUAGCUAGCUAGCAGCUGUUCUAGCUAGCUAAUCGCUACGGUAAAACUAUAGACUACUAUUACUUG
Messenger RNA from Seminavis robusta, 2262 nucleotides. The record is from the annotation of a GenBank genome assembly. NCBI's taxonomy places the organism in Eukaryota, Bacillariophyta, Bacillariophyceae, Naviculales, Naviculaceae.